UCGCACACCUGCAGGAUAAUCAUACUCAUAAAACAGCAGGUCUGAAGAUCUAAGAGAUCCUUUCAACAGGAAAUUGCACUCUAGUUUCUUUUCUUCCUGAACCAUUUUUUUUAAAUCUAAUGUUCCAGUGGUUACCAUGGAAACUGUAUCAGCUGUGAUAUCCUUCACAUUGAUGCCAUACACCGAACUGGAAGAUCACAGAUAUUUAUACUUCAUAUGUUUCCUUCUUUGAUGAGCCUAGCACGGACACUACAUUCAGGUGAUUAUGGAAAAUGUAUCAGCAGUGACAUCCUUCAUUUUAACAGCAUACACUGAACUGGAAGACCACAGAUAUUUAUACUUCAUACUUUUACUCGUGUUGUACGUUCUGAUAUUAUUUGUAAAUUCAGGUCUAAUUGUAGUAAUAUGCAUAGAGAGAGGUUUGCACGGGCCUAUGUAUUUGUUUAUAUGUAACUUAGCCGUGAAUGGAGUGUAUGGUAGUACCUCUUUAUUACCACCUAUGCUUGGCCAUUUGUUAUCUCAGAAUUAUGAAAUAUCUCGGACCUUUUGUCUUUUACAGAUCUUUUGUUUACACUCACAUGCUUCAGUUGAUUUAAAUGUUUUAGCAGUGAUGGGCUAUGACCGGUAUGUUGCCAUUUGCCAUCCAUUACACUAUCACCAGUUAAUGUCUCGUAGAAAAGUGUGCACCCUUAUUGCAUUGUCUUGGUCUCAUGCCCAUAUUCUUUUUGGACUCUUUUUCAUAUUAACUGUACAGCGAACAUUUUGUGCUGCUAUCAUAGAAAAAGUGUUCUGUGCCAAUUUUGAAUUAGUCAAACUGUCUUGUUUUGAAACCUCUUUUCAGAACAGAGUUGGCUUUGUUGUAGCUUUUCUUGUAAUUGUUCCACAGCUGCUCAUGAUACUAUUUUCCUAUGCACAAAUACUCAGAAUCUGCCUGUUUGCUUCUAAGGAAUCUCAGGCCAAAGCUUUUCAAACAUGCACUCCACACCUAGUGGCUGUCAUUAACUAUUCAGUGGGAUGCUUUUUUGAGGUCACCCAAAGUCGUUUCAAUAUGAGUCAUAUACCUUAUAAAGCUCGUAUAUUCCUGUCCCUUUACUAUCUGAUAAUUCCUCCAUUGUUUAAUGCUAUCAUUUAUGGAAUUAGCAUUCAAGCAAUCAGGGCUCAUAUCGUCAAACUGUUUAGUGGUAUGAAAAAUAAGUUGAUAACGCGGAUGAUAAUGAAGUAACCUUAAGCCUGUUUAAUUCAUAAUCCCAAUUUUAAGUCACAUAACUCAAAUGAGCCCAUUUACAUUUUAGGAUCCAUCAGACUCUCUAAAGAUGUACAUGUGGAGGUGUUAGUUAUUUUGUGUAAAAUGACAUAAAUUGCCUGACAAUAGAAAAAAAUUGCUAUCCUGAGUGGAUUCACAAUAUGUUCAUGGUUCAAUUCGAUUUUGGUAGUUUAUUUUCAUUUAUUACAAAAUAAAUAAAUGCCUUUAACA
Molecule: messenger RNA, 1474 nt
Organism: Anguilla anguilla (European eel)
Lineage: Eukaryota; Metazoa; Chordata; Actinopteri; Anguilliformes; Anguillidae
Product: olfactory receptor 52L1-like
Exons: 3
Coding region: 266-1222 (318 amino acids)
Biological process (GO): G protein-coupled receptor signaling pathway
Cellular component (GO): membrane
Molecular function (GO): G protein-coupled receptor activity; olfactory receptor activity
Source: RefSeq, a predicted model, not a curated record